This is a messenger RNA of Thlaspi arvense, 1917 nucleotides long. Lineage: Eukaryota; Viridiplantae; Streptophyta; Magnoliopsida; Brassicales; Brassicaceae. The record is from the annotation of a GenBank genome assembly.
AUGCGAUUGAGAUCAGAAGGAUAUGGGAUUCCACAGGGACCACAUGAAGAAGCAAAUAUGUUGGUGGAAAGUUCCUUCAGCUCUUCCGUUGAAACUAGUUUAAUGAACGCAUCCGAGUAUCAAGACCCAUUUGCUGCAUAUGAUUGGGUGUCGCUUUCUGAAACUUAUCAGAUGCUCCACAAAUUUCCCGUACGGCCUCAAGUAAGCUCUCUUGAAGAUGUUCCAGUCCCUGAUGCAAUGAUUCUUGAUGAAUCAAAACAUCCAGAACUUCAAGUAAGUUGUCCAGAGCAGUCUGUUAUGCAUAAGGUAACAGAAAAGUCUCUGACUUCUUUUGUGUAUAGUCGAAGGAAGAGGAGCGUUAGUACUGCAGAACUUAACCCAGAAAAAAACAAGAAACAGGAUGAUUUACUUGAUGACCCUAUUGUCCUAUUACCUAACCCUGGAGAAAGCACAAAAAGGAAAAAUCGAUUCAACAACUGUCUUGUCUACAGCCGAAAGAAAUGGAGAGGGAAGUCCAGCUGCAGAUUUACUGGAGAAACUACGAUAAGGGUUGAUGGAAUUGCUGAUGCAUUUGUCUCUGAGCGUGACUCUGGAGAAACCAAGCCAAGAGGCAGCCGAUUAGAUAAUUGUCUUGUGUAUAGGAGAAAGAAAGCUAGAUCAAAAUUUGUUAGUUGCAGUUUUAGCGAACAUGUCUCUGGAGGAACCAAGAUAAGCGGUGAUCAAUGUGAUUCUUCUGCACAUAGCCAAAGGGAGCAGCAGAUAGUGAAAGCUGAUGGUGCUUUUACUGGACCUGUUUACAGCCAAAGCAAAAAGUUAGCGAAUGGCAAUAUUAGUAAAAGUCAUAUUGGGGAAACCAAGAAGAGUAAUGGUGAUAGAUCUGAUGUCUUGCUUAUGUAUAGCCGGAGGAAGCAGGGAGGGAAAUCUAUUGGUACUAGGGUUAAUGGCUUUCUAGUAUAUACCCGGAAGAACCCCAAAGUGAAAUCCAGAGGUGCUUUUGCUGGACAUGACCCAGGAAUAAAAAGGACUAAUGAUGCUCUUUCAGUUACCAAAGUGACAUGUUCAUCUGAUGGAAGAAAUGACAGCUGCUCGUCAUUGAAAUCCAGUUCUGAACUUGCUUCAGGUUCCCAUGAAGCUACAGAUUGCUAUUCCUCUGAUGCUGAAGUGUCUGAGACAGAUACAGACGGUAGUAGCAGCCCUUUCAGACGGUGCAGACGUUGUGAUAAACCAGGAACUGUUGAAAAGAUGCUAAUCUGUGAUGAAUGUGAAGAAGCAUAUCAUACAAGGUGCUGUGGUGUUCGAAUGAAAGAUGUUGAAGAGAUUGAUGACUGGGUCUGUCCAUCAUGUUCGAAAAAGAAGCCAUCGAAGGGCAAAAUUAAGGGUAGAACUUCACAGGAAAGGAAAUGGAGAGUUACAGAACCGUUCGUAAUAGGAAUUCGAAUAGGUAAACAGUUUCAAGCAGAUGUUCCGGACUGGUCAGGUCCAACAAUGAGUGAUACUUCUUUUGUUGGUGUGCCCUUGGAAAUUGAUGAGUCAGAAUAUACUCAUGAUCUCACGAAGGCCACGAAUGGUAAGAAACCACGUUCUCCAGUAAAUUGGCUCCAAUGCAGAGAGGAGGAUAGUAAUGGAGAUAUAUGCGGAAAGUGGCGUAGGGCCCCUAGAUCGGAGAUACAGACCAACGACUGGGAAUGCUUCUGCUGCGUCUUUUGGGAUCCAUCGCGUGCUGAUUGUGCUGUCCCACAGGAACUGGAAACAAGUGAGAUCCUUAAACAACUCAAGUACAUCAAGAUGUCUUCUACAUCCUCUCUCAUCAAGGAUCUGAAACAGAACUGUCGUUUUCCUCUGCAGCUUAGGCCUCGUUCAGACGCCAAAAGGCGAAAGCUAGGACCAAAGGGUCGGAGCAAAUCUCAUAACAAAUGA